Macrosiphum euphorbiae (potato aphid) is the source of this 360-nucleotide messenger RNA. The record is from the annotation of a GenBank genome assembly. NCBI's taxonomy places the organism in Eukaryota, Metazoa, Arthropoda, Insecta, Hemiptera, Aphididae.
AUGUUAAAAUGGUUAGUAGACGAAGAGUUGGCAAUGCUUGCAAUCAAUACGAACAAAUUGAUCAGUGAAAGUGAUGUUGAAUGCAUACCAAAAAGAGUACAAUGUGCAAUAAUUGACGAAACUAUAGCUGUAGGAGAAAUUAAACAUUUUUUUACAACAGAUGGAUGGACUGCUGUCCAACAAAUUAUUAAUGCCAAAAAACAACGUGCAACUUGGGUUUGUCCGGUUUGUUCAGAAGAUGCUUCCACAAAAUCCAUUUGCUGCAACCGCUGUUUGGAAUGGUCUCAUUUUAUAUGCGCAAGAGUAAAUGUGAAAUCAAAACAGUGGUUUUGUACUAUUUGUAAAUUAGCAGCCAAAUAA